Molecule: messenger RNA, 904 nt
Organism: Paramecium pentaurelia
Lineage: Eukaryota; Ciliophora; Oligohymenophorea; Peniculida; Parameciidae
Source: the annotation of a GenBank genome assembly
UAUGUCAAAUCAUCCCUAAUCCUAAUAACCAUAAUAAUAACCUUAACAACCUUAACCAUAAGCAAGAACAGUUGCUCCAACAUAUCCAAAUACUGUCUUUCAACCAACUUAUCCAAAUGCUGUCUUACCACCAACAUAUUAUCCAGCUUCUCCAGUUAGAUAAUCUUAUGUUGCUCCUGUUUAAUAUGCACCAGUGGCCUAAAUGCCUGUUGCUCCUAUUGCCUCUGUUCCAGUUUAAUAAUAUGCUGUUGCACCUGUUGCUCCAGUUGCUUAAGUAAAUUUUGAAUUUAUUCUUAGCAUUAAUCAAUCAAAGGAGAAUCAAGAAUUGAAUAUGUACCUUAUUAAAAAGCUGUUAUUGAAUAUGAAGAAUAAGAAAUCGUCUCCUAUGUUCCAAGAGAAACUAAAGUGACUGAUUAUUAUGCUGUUGAAUAUCAAACAGAAUAUAUCCCCUAAGUUUUUCAAGAGAAAUAUACCGGUAAUUUUAAUAUUUAUAUAUAUAAUAGAGUAUGUACCUGUUGAUAGAUAUUAAGAAAGAGUUGAAUACUAUCCAGUAGAAAGAUAAGUAGUACAUUAAUAACCUACAUAAUAUGUUUAAUAAGCUGUUUCUGUAGUUUAACAACCAUAUGUCUAAUAAUCUGUUUAAUAUGUCUAAUAACCAGUUUAAUAUGUUUAAUAACCUGUUUAAUAUGCCUAAUAACCUUUGAUUGCAUCUAGAAUGGUUCCCUAAUUUGCAUAACCACUUCAAUAAUAUCCUUCUGCUCCUGUAGCUAGACCUUAACAACCAUCAUAAUAACCACAAUAAUCCCAUUAACCAUCCCAUCAACCAUCCCAUUAACCAUAAUAAGUACAAUCUCAGUAGCCAAGAUCAUAAUAAAGCUAAUAGUAAUAGUCAUAAUAACCAUGA